Molecule: messenger RNA, 1882 nt
Organism: Amaranthus tricolor (Joseph's coat)
Lineage: Eukaryota; Viridiplantae; Streptophyta; Magnoliopsida; Caryophyllales; Amaranthaceae
Product: protein SRG1-like
Exons: 4
Coding region: 58-1110 (350 amino acids)
Source: RefSeq, a predicted model, not a curated record
UGGACAAAUAUGGAUUAAUAUAUGUUUGUUGGCAUUCAGUAUUAGCUAAAAAAAAAAAUGGAAGCAAAUUCAGUUCAAGAAAUAGCUAAAAUCUGUAAUAAUAAGGAAACCCUAGAAAAAUUUAUGUACAAAAAUGGAUAUCCAGAGUCCAAAACAGAGUGUGUACCAUUAAUGGAGAACGUUAUCAUUGAUUUAUCUCUUCUCUCUUCGUCUUCUUCAUCUCUUCAAGUCGACCAGGAAUUCAGUAAGCUUAGAUCAGCUCUCACUCAAUGGGGUUGUUUUCAGGUCAUAAAUCAUGGGAUGACGAAUGAAUUUCUGGACAAAGUGCGUGAAGUUACAAAGCAGUUUUUUGCACUUCCAUUGGAGGAGAAACAAAACUACUCAAGAGAGAUGAAACAAAAAGACGAAAAAGCGAUCAAUGAUUGGGAUGGUUACGGAAAUGAUCCUGUUGUUUAUCAACACCAAACGCUUGAUUGGAUGGAUCGACUUCUCCUUACGGUUAACCCUGAACAUCAGCGUAAACUUCAGUUUUGGCCUCGCAACCCUCUUCCAUUUAGGGAGAUUAUAGAUGAAUAUGCUUUAAAGGUUAGGACAAUUUUUGAAUUUUUGCUAAAGGCUACAGCUCGUUCCUUGAAUUUGGAAGAAAAUUGCUUCCUAAAAGAACAUGGAGAUCUGGUGACGAUAUUUGCGCGGUUUAAUUAUUACCCACCAUGUCCAAUUCCUGAAAAUGUUCUUGGGCAGAAACCACAUUCGGAUACAGGAACAAUGACAUUGCUUUUACAAGACGAGGUUGAAGGACUUCAAGUGCUUAAAGAUAAUCAAUGGUUUAGGGUGCCUGUUGUUCCUCAAGCUAUAUUUGUCAAUAUUGCAGACAGGUUAGAGAUAAUGAGUAAUGGAAUGGUAAAGAGUGCUGUGCAUAGGGUGGUGACAAACUCGGAAAGAGAGCGCAUCACAGUGGUAAUGUUUUGUUCCCCUGACUAUGAAAGGGAGAUCGGGCCAAUUAUAACUGAUGACAAACCUCCAAUGUACAAAAAAGUGGUGCAUUAUGAAAAUCUUUUCUUUGAAAAUUACCAGUUUGGGAAGAGAGCCCUGGACACUAUCAGGUUUUAGAAUGUCUUAAUUAUGGUUGCCUGUAGGUUGCGUGUUAGAUUAUAUAAUAUAUCUAAGGCGCCUAAAUCAUCUACGUAUGUUUUUGGUUAAGACCUCAGAUAUGUUAUAUAUUCUAACAUUGCCAAGUACUUGUAGAUGUCUGUGUGUUUUACGCUUUUUGUUUUUUUGUUUAAAAGGUUUAAACUAGGAGUAAUAAAUAAGAGUCGUUUGAGGAGAUAAUUAUAUACUCCUUUGUGUUUUCCUCUUGAUCGACAAUUUUAGUUUUGAAGCAGACCUUUUUUAACUUCUUUGAUAAGGGUAUGAUUUGCUGUAGUCUUCCUUUUCGAAUCCUCAUCAGAAGCUUAAAUAGUAAAUCUUAAUGAGUCAAUUUUACGAGGAAAAUCUAAAAUUGACAAUCCUGAAAUUUGUUUGAUUCUACUUUUAGCUUCCAAGGCCAAAUUAAUUGUAUUUUCAAAAGUAUAUGUUGGGCUUUCUUUGGUGACAUAUGGUGGAGAUCUCUAGCAAUUUGCAACAUAUUCCAUGAUAUGUAGGGGAAGUUAUUAAAAUAACACCUGCUUUGAUUCCUUUAGAUUUCACUUCCACAAUUGCCUUUUCUACCUGUCAGCAAAAUUACAUUUAAUUACAAGUCAUGCCCUAUUGAAACCAAAACUCACUUCAUAUUUUCCCUUCCAACUAAAAGGUCAUAAUCAAUUACAUUUCAUUACCCCUUAAUGUUUUUGUAAUGGCUCCUUUGGUAGCAUGUGUAUAUACAAUCAUAUUAAGUGAUAUCAAA